CGAACGACAAAGCUCGACUCGGAAAAUGGAUAAAUUAAACAAAAGUCCACCGGAAAGGAAGCAAAUUAAGUUGGGCGAGAUUGACACAACGCCCAUUCUGUUGGCGCUGCUCGUGGGCUUCAUAAUUGUCGCGAUCUUUGUCAUUUUGCGCCGGCGCUCCUCUGGCAGACGUGACUUUUUACUGACCGGUCUCUGUGAGGCGGGCAAAAGUUCCAUAUUUAUGCAGUUGCUGCACGACAAAUUUCCCGAGACAUUUACAUCGAUCAAGGAGAAUGUUGGGGACUAUGUCUCGGGCCGACUCUCCGCUAGGCUGGUGGACAUUCCAGGACAUUAUCGUGUGCGGGACAAGUGCUUCGAUGUGUACAAAAGAAAGGCCAAGGGCCUUAUAUUUGUAGUGGACUCAGUGUCGGUGCAGAAGGAAAUUCGCGAUGUGGCCGACUCCCUAUACACUGUACUGACAGACAAUGCCACACAGCCCUGCUCCGUCCUGGUGUUGUGCAACAAGCAGGAUCAGACAACAGCUAAGAGCGCGCAGGUCAUCAAGAGCCUGCUAGAGAAGGAGCUAAACCUGGUACGGGACACACGUAGCCGCAAGCUGCAAUCUGUGGGUGAUGAUGAACUAAGCAAGCCCAUCGUUCUGGGCAAGCCGGGACGUGAUUUUGAAUUCUCGCAUCUUGCGCAAAAUGUGCAAUUCUAUGAAUGCUCGGCAAAGGACAAGGAUUUGGGCCAUUUGACCGACUGGCUCGAUAGAAUGCUGUAAUUGGAGAAAACACUGAAAGAAAUCAAAACAACAGACACAAACACCCACAAUGGGAGAAUCAUCUGAUCAGGGACUGAAAUGUAUCCUCAAAUAAAUCCAACAAACAACAUCGAUA
Molecule: messenger RNA, 875 nt
Organism: Scaptodrosophila lebanonensis
Lineage: Eukaryota; Metazoa; Arthropoda; Insecta; Diptera; Drosophilidae
Gene: SrpRbeta
Product: signal recognition particle receptor subunit beta
Exons: 4
Coding region: 26-760 (244 amino acids)
Source: RefSeq, a predicted model, not a curated record